Molecule: messenger RNA, 1755 nt
Organism: Spodoptera exigua (beet armyworm)
Lineage: Eukaryota; Metazoa; Arthropoda; Insecta; Lepidoptera; Noctuidae
Source: the annotation of a GenBank genome assembly
AUGAACGCGAAGAAGGAGUGUGACGAGAAGUCAGAGAAGCAAGACGUUGCAAAGCCAGAGACACAGUCCCCGGCUCAAGCAGAAGAGGAGUCAGCGUUGAAGGAGUUGCUGCAGGUUGAGGAGAAAUAUGUCCCUCUCAUCACUUUGUUGGAGAAGUUUUCUCCGGGUGAAGAUGGCAUAUUAUUGAAUAAAAAGUUGCGGCAUUUUGAGACCACAAUCUCCUCUCUGUGUCCAGAGGAAAGGCUUGUACAAGAAGCAUUCGCGACGAUCCGCGCAGCAGCCCUGCAGAGCCCGGUGACGGCGCGCAAGCUGGCUGCAGUAAGCGCCUGCUUCAACAGCCAGCCUCACCUGCGCCGAGUCUUCCUUAACGUUGUGUUACAGGAAACCUUUAAUAAACUGGACAUACUGGAGCGCUCCGACCCUCGGUACCUAGUUAACGCGGCCAAUAUAAUGGGAGACUACUUCGCGAAGGCCCGCCUCAGUAACGGCCAAAAAGUCGACUUCCUCGCCGAGCCUCUGCUGCAGUACAUGCGCGCACUACUCGCCUCCCAGGACAUUCGCGCACACCGCAGUCUCGCCACACAGUUAAUGGUAAACGGUCGCGAGCUGAUGUCCGCGUUACCCCAAGAGCUGGACGAGCUCACCGUCUCCAUCCGUGUCCGCCUGCUCUCGCCCCCUCCAGUCAGCCCAACGUGGCUGUUACUCUCCGCAGACCUUUGUUUGAAUCAAUUCCACCCCCUACCCAGUUAUGUGUCGUCAAUAGAAGUUUUAGUUCAGCAGUUCGCUCGUCACUUCGUCAGUUGCUCUUGGGAUAUCGAACAGUGCAGUCCAGUGCAAAGUUUGUGUGCGUUAAAGCGGUUGUCGCGAACAGGUGCUUCCUGGAACAAUAACCAGUUUUUACUUUAUAAAAAAAUGGGCAAAGGCGUUGAGAGUUUUGUGUGGAGUGUAGAAGUGGAGCUGUCAGACAUUGACGCGAAGAAGGAGUGUGACGAGAAGUCAGAGAAGCAAGACAUAGCAAAGCCAGAGACACAGUCCCCGGCUCAAGCAGAAGAGGAAUCAGCGUUGAAGGAGUUGCUGCAGGUUGAGGAGAAAUAUGUCCCUCUCAUCACUUUGUUAGAGAAGUUCUCUCCGGGUGAAGAUGGCAUAUUAUUAAAUAAAAAGCUGCGGCAUUUUGAGGCCACGAUCUCCUCUAUGUGUCCAGAGGAAAGGCUUGUACAAGAAGCAUUCGCGACGAUCCGCGCGGCGGCCCUGCAGAGCCCGGUGACGGCGCACAAGCUGGCUGCAGUGGGCGCCUGCUUCAACAGUCAGCCUCACCUGCGCCGAGUCUUCCUUAACGUUGUGUUACAGGAAACCUUUAAUAAACUGGACAUACUGGAGCGCUCCGACCCUCGGUACCUCGUAAACGCGGCCAAUAUAAUGGGAGACUACUUCGCGAAGGCCCGCCUCAGUAACGGCAAGAAAGUCGACUUCCUCGCCGAGCCUCUGCUGCAGUACAUGCGCGCACUACUCGCCUCCCAGGACAUUCGCGCACACCGCAGUCUCGCCACACAGUUAAUGGUGAACGGUCGCGAGCUGAUGGCCGCGUUACCCCAAGAGCUGGACGAGCUCACCGUUUCCAUCCGUGUCCGCCUGCUCUCGCCCCCUCCAGACUCCACAACGUGGCUGUUACUCUCCGCAGACCUUUGUCUGAAUCAAUUCCACCUCCUACCCAGUUCGCUGCAAAAAUUUUACGCCUCACACUUAGAGUUAAGCUGA